AUGAGCGAAGACGGGCAUCCCCAGCCGACCUCCAGCCGGCAACCAUUUAAAGUCAGUCUGAUUCAAUUCGUGAGAGGGCAUCCCGAGUUGUGGGACCUUUCGAUGCCCGCCUAUCGGAAUAACACCUUGAAGAGUACCAUCUGGGAAAAGUUUAUCAGUCGGCAUCCCGGGGUCAAUUGUAAGCGUUUCUCUUCUUGGUUCAUGUCGUGCUGGUGUCGCUUUGGGUGUCUGUGCCUUCGCUCGUCUAUCCCUUCCGCCGAAUACAGUUGAUGUUUGUUGUGUUCCUAUUCUUGGAUCACUGCCAUUUUCAUUAAAAAUUAUUGUGUAUUAGCGGCGACUGUUAGAAUUUAGUUGUUUUGUGAUGUUUCGGUAUUGUAUCAUUAAUUUGGAUCGAUGAAGACAAAAGUUCGCGAACUGAUCGUUAACCUUUCAGCGAAGCAAGUGAGGGAACAGUGGCGGUUGAUCAAGAAUAGAUACUAUCAGGAGAGGGAACUGCGGCAGUCGGGGAAGGAGAUGAGCACGGACUUCCCUUACUUCGAGGAUUGCCAUUUCCUCGAGAAUGGAAAGAGCACUGAGGGAACGCCUAUCAAGUAAGUUAUGCUAUAGCAUUGACUUCAGUAUUACCAUGCACUUACGUAAUAUUAUUUACAAAUUACGUCAUUAUAUUUUGAUUUUUCAUUCAAGAACCCGCAAAUUCGAAGAAAAUAAAGAUUUCCUGGACAAUUUCAAACGAAUCUUGAGCGAAGCCAGCCUAGAGGAGGAGCAAGCCAACUCCCCCCAAUCGGAUAACGACCUCGAGAACAGCGCCCCCAACUCUCACAACAACAAUACUCCCUCCGCCGACAGGUUUGUGCUUUGAUUGGUGGAUGGGAUUGAUUGGGGUUACGGUAAUAGAUCUUUAUCUUUCUACUUUUAGAAGCAAGGCCCCAGCAGAAACACGGGCUCACCUGAUUGAUCUGGUGAAGGAUCUGCCUGAAUUGUAUGACAAAAGUAAUCCCCUUUACAAGAAUAAUGCUCACAAAGGAGUGCUGUGGAGUCGGAUUGCCAAGCAAUUGGGAAACGGGGCUACUGGUAUGUUUAAUUGUACGUUCAUCAAACACUUGAUCCCGGCGUAAAAUUCACUUUCCCUUAUGCUUUUGUAACUCGAAAGUAAAGUUAUGCUUUAGCUAAGAAGGUUCGCGAACAAUGGUCUUACAUGAGAAGGAAGUACGAAGAGGAAUUCUAUUCGAGGAAGUCGGGCCAGGCCCCGACGCCUAUGGAUCCGUCGAAGAGACACCUAUUCACCUUUGAUCAGCUCUCUUUCCUCGAGAAUUACAUGCAAAGCGAACGACCAGAAUCCCCACCGUGAGUUAGUUUUACUUUUCCAGAUCUUUCAAUGAGGUUUUUUAUUGCAAAAUUAUGUAAAAAACGAUGAUUUUAGAGACAACGAGAAUCAAGAAGCCGAAGCCGACAGCAGCGAUAACAAUCAGCCUGACGAUAGUUUCGGAUUCAAGUCAAGUAAUAUCAACGAUCUCUUGCUGCAAUUAUCUCAGGCAGCCAGCACCAGAACUCCCACCUCCAACAACAACAAUGGCCGCAUUAACAUGGCCACAGGGGAGAUAUUAUACGACGACAAACCGACCACCUCUGGACCUGCCAGUAUCAACUUUGAUGAUGUCAAAGGUAUGUUUUAAUGAUGUAACAGAUAAUUUAACAUCUUUUUUAUCGAUUUUGAUGACAAUCUUUGCCUUUCAGGAGCUCGACCAAAGAAACGACGUCUGGAUGAGGUGCUUCCAGGAGUGGGAUCCAUCGACAAAACGGACCUUCAGAAGACGGUGAAUGAUCUCAGUAGAUGUCUUCUGGAGUUGCUACCCUCCAAAGACGAAGACGAAUGCUCUUUAUUCGGGAAACAGAUAGCCCAUGACCUGAGGCGAUUGAGUUUGCGCUCGCGGUUGGUGGCUCGGAAAAAGAUCAACGAUUUAUUGAUGGAGAUGGUCAUCCAAGAUAUCAAUGAGCAUGUCUCCACUCCCACUGAUGAGUUGGGAGCGACCAGUAAUGGCAACGACAUCUGA
Molecule: messenger RNA, 2051 nt
Organism: Bursaphelenchus xylophilus (pine wood nematode)
Lineage: Eukaryota; Metazoa; Nematoda; Chromadorea; Rhabditida; Aphelenchoididae
Source: the annotation of a GenBank genome assembly